This is a messenger RNA of Orcinus orca (killer whale), 2539 nucleotides long. Its product is annotated as nephrocan-like. The record is from RefSeq and is a predicted model, not a curated record. NCBI's taxonomy places the organism in Eukaryota, Metazoa, Chordata, Mammalia, Artiodactyla, Delphinidae. The transcript is spliced from 3 exons. Gene Ontology annotation, molecular function: protein binding. The coding region runs from base 27 to 1565 and encodes 512 amino acids.
CGACCUGAAAGGCCCUGUUUUGGAAGAUGUGUCUGCUUUAUGCUUUCUUUGUUUUGCUCUCUCUUAGCUAUGGUUUCGAUCCUAACUGUCCUGGAAGAUGCAGCUGUGAUUCAGAGCAGUCGGUGCAAUGCUACAGGCUAACGGAGGUGCCGUCAGGUAUUCCUUCCACCACCAAGAAGCUCUACGUCAGUCAUAGCAAAAUUCAGCACCUUCAGCUGUCUAACUUCACUCAAAUGUCAGCUCUAGAAGAUUUUAUUCUGCUGGCCAGUGGAACAGAGUCGGUAGAAAAUGACACUUUCAAGACUCUGAGUACUUUGAAGACCUUGGAACUCUGGAAAAAUAAGUUAAGACAGGUCCCCAGUGCUCUCCCAGCCAGUCUUGAAGUGUUAAAACUAAAUGAUAAUUCAAUAUAUGUCCUUCAUGGAUCUGAUUUUGAAGGACUGAAGAAAUUAAAAAUCCUUGAACUGAAAAACAAUCUGAUCUCUUCUCUCCCUCCCAGCAUGCUCUCUUCUCUUGUCAGUUUGCAAAGCUUGGUGUUGGACAGCAACAAUAUCGAGUCUGUGAAUGGACCACUGGCACUUCCCCAUCUGAAACAUCUGAGCAUGGAGAAUAAUAAGCUACAUCUCAUACCAGCUAGCUUCUUCACUUCUCUUCAGUCUUUGCAGUUUCUCAGUUUCAGUAGUAACUUUCUGACUAAAAUUCCUAUUAACCUGCCCAAAUCCUUGCUCUCAUUAAAAAUGGAGAGAAACUGGCUCAAAGUGGUAAGGUUUCAAGAUAUGAAACAUUUGGAGAAUCUUUCCCAUCUUUACCUGUCAGAAAACUCACUCUCUUCCAUAGAUGGGGCACAGCUCCUUGCCAAUUUAACUACCCUUGAGCUGUCCCAAAACCAGCUUCAAACGUUGCCCCUCAGACUACCAGCAAGGCUACAAAAGCUUGAUAUCAGCAACAAUCUGAUUCAGAAAGUUACAGCACAAGACUUCCAGGACCUCCGAGAUUUGAAACAUUUGUUUCUGGACAACAACAUUGUCAGCUUGUUUGAAGCUGGAGCCCUGCAAAGGUGUUCCCAGCUCUCCAACCUGGCCCUGGAGCAGAACCUGCUCUUGUCUAUACCUCUACGGCUCCCGGCAACCUUAGCAAGGCUGGACCUAAAAGGCAAUGCCAUCCAGGAUAUUGCUGAGAGGGAGCUCAAGGAUCUGAAGCAGCUUCAGGUUCUAAACCUUAGGAACAACAAGAUCUCUGCCUUAGACCUCAAAGCCUUGGAGGUGUUGCCUCGCCUCAGGCAUCUGUAUCUGGAUGGAAAUCCGUGGAAUUGCACCUGCAGUCUCCUGAGAGCCAGGGAGGUCCUGAAGGCCAAGGGCACAGAUGUGAGGGGAGGACAAUGUGCGGCACCAGCUGAACGACAAGGGGAGAGCUGGAUGUCUUCCAAGAAGAUAAUGAGGCAAUGUGAGCAUCACUUGCAUCUGACCGAGAAAAGCAAAGAGACCAAAAAGAAACCAAAGCCUGAAGAGCACUCCAGCAUCAGAAUCAAUGUGGAUGAUGAUUAUUAUGAUUAUGAGAUAGAUUAAGGAUGAGCUUAGCUUACAGUUUAGAAAAAGGUUUUGUUUCUUUUUUUAAAAUAGACUUCAUUUUUAGAGCAGUUUUAGGUUCAUAGCAGAAUUGAGAGGAAGGUACAGAGAUUUCCUAUAUACCUCCUACCCCUACACAAACAUAGCCUGCCCCAUUACAACAUGUCCCACCAGAAUGGAACAUUUGUUACAGCUGACGGAUCUCUAUUGACAGGUCACAAUCACCUAAAGUCCAUAGUGUACAUUAGGGUUUACUCUUGGUGUUGUACAUACUCUGGGUUUGGACAAAUAUAUAAUGACAUGUAUUUACCACUAUAGUAUCACACAGAGUAGUUUCACUGCCCUAAAAAUCCUCUGUGCUCCAGAAAAAAAGUUGUGUUUUUUUUGUGUGUGUGUUUUUUUGCGGUACGUGGGCCUCUCACUGUUAUGGCCUCUCCCGUUGCGGAUCACAGGCUCCGGACGCGCAGGCUCAGCGGCCAUGGCUCACGGGCCCAGCCGCUCCGCGGCAUGUGGGAUCUUCCCGGACCGGGGCACGAACCCGUGUCCCCUGCAUCGGCAGGCGGACUCUCAACCACUGCGCCACCAGGGAAGCCCAGAAAAAAACUUUUUUAAUGUUCAAUAUCUUAAGCAGAAAUAUAUAAUAAAUUUAGAUAUACAAGAUUCUUUUUAUAAGUUUUUCUCUUUCUUUUUAAGAAUGAAGUGAGAGUUAAGACAAGUUGAGGUGGGGGGAGGAAAGUAGAAAUGAAUGGUCAGAAGAUGUAAGAUUCCUUCCAUGUUAAAAGUAAUUUGUUUGUAUUUUAUACUGAAACCUAGACAAAUAGUAAUGCCCAAUAAAAUCUCUAUCUAACUAACUUCCUGCAAAUAGAGUAGUUCAUUUUAUCAAAUAAAAAGUGAUGAUUUUGUGUAUGAAGCUGGUACCUAUAGACCUACACUGCAGGCUUUUGUUUAUAAGUAAUAAAAACUGACUCCAACUU